AUGCGUCGAUCAUUACGAGGAUCAGCAAGUAGAGUGUUGAUGAGGUUAGGACCCAAUGCAUCAGUAGAUGAAAUAUUGUACAAGCUGGAUAGCAUCUAUGGUUUAGUUGAGGAGAAAGAGUCUUUGCUGGCAAAUUUUUACAGUGCCAAACAGCAGGAAAAUGAAGAUGUAUCUGCCUGGGGAUGCAGGUUAGAAGACUUGUUAUCAAAAGCUCUCAUACAAGGACUAGUGAAUCCAGAUGAUGAGAAUGAUAUGUUGAGAAACAUGUUUUGGUCAGGGAUGAGAACCAGUUUAAAGGACAUAUCCGGUCAUCUCUAUGAUAAGUACCCAGAAUUUGAUGAUUUAAGGAGAGCUAUGAGGAUAUUGGAGCAAGACAGAGAGAAAAGGAAAAGUGAGUCAGACAAACAAAAUAAACCUAUACCAGCGAAAAGAACAAAUGUGGAAAAGAAAUCAAAUGAAACUGAGGAAUUGAUUACCACUGUGAACAGAUUAUCUACAGAAUUAGAAGCGUUAAAAAGAGAAAGAGCAAAUGAUCAACAUCAGAGUAGAAGUAUAGUACGAGGAAAUUACACACCAAGAUACAGAGGCCCUCACAGAUUCAGAAGGCCAAUGUAUAACAGAUUCCAGUAUCAACAGACACCUUUGACACCAGAAUUUGUAAACCAAAAUACAGCUUAUAGACCACAAGGAGAAACACCAGUAUGCUGGAAAUGUGGUCAGCAGGGCCAUUUACAGAUAGGAUGCAGAGUCAGAGGUGAUUAUAUGAAGAGGGGAUAUUUAAACGCAUAUCGACCUUCGCCAAGGGGCAAACGAUAG
Saccostrea cuccullata (small rock oyster) is the source of this 816-nucleotide messenger RNA. RefSeq lists its product as uncharacterized. The coding region runs from base 1 to 816 and encodes 271 amino acids. The transcript has a single exon. The record is from RefSeq and is a predicted model, not a curated record. Gene Ontology annotation, molecular function: zinc ion binding; nucleic acid binding. Lineage: Eukaryota; Metazoa; Mollusca; Bivalvia; Ostreida; Ostreidae.